AUGGAGAUAUACGCGGCCGGCGCCGUCGCGGCCUUCACGGUGGACGUCCUCGUCUAUCCGCUCGAUACCCUGAAGACGCGUUACCAAAGCCAGGACUACAUCAAGACGUACGCCCCGGGUUCGAGCAACAAGGCCCUGGCGAUUCGUGGCCUGUACCAGGGCAUUGGCAGCGUGGUGCUGGCGACUCUCCCAGCAGCCGGCUUGUUCUUCUCGACGUACGAGCAUGCCAAGGAAGUCAUCGGGAGGACGGUCCCCGUUCACGACGCCCUCGUCCACUCGUCCGCCUCAGCAGUCGCUGAAAUGGCCUCGUGCCUCGUCCUCGCCCCGGCCGAGGUCAUCAAGCAAAACGCCCAGAUGCUGCGAGAAGACCCCAGCAGCCGCAAUGCCAACAAGUCCACGUCGCUGCAAGCUUUCCGCCAAAUUGCUGGUCCUGGAGCCCCGGGGCGCAUGUUCUCGGGUUACACGGCGCUCGUCGCGCGCAAUCUGCCAUUCACUGCUCUUCAAUUCCCAGUGUUUGAGCAUAUGCGUUCGCACCUAUGGGAGUCCAGGCUCAGGGACCGCGCCGACCAGAGCAAAGGCGUAGGGGAGACGGGCCUGGUUGCCGGCGCCAGUGCCGGGUCUGCGGGAGCCUUUGCGGCGUUUGUAACGACGCCCAGUGACGUGGUCAAGACGCGAAUGAUGCUGAUGGGCCCGGACGACACCAUAGAACGGUCCAAGAAGGGUGCGUGGAGCGUGACGAAGCAGAUAUACCACGAGCGAGGGCUCAAAGGCUUCUUCCGAGGAGGGCUGUUUCGCUCUGCGUGGACCGCGUUGGGAAGCUCGUUGUAUCUCGGGACGUACGACAUGGCCAAGCUCUGGCUGAAGCGCAGGAGGCCAGAGAUAGACGACUCAAUUGGACUGUGA
Purpureocillium lilacinum is the source of this 903-nucleotide messenger RNA. RefSeq lists its product as uncharacterized. The record is from RefSeq and is a predicted model, not a curated record. NCBI's taxonomy places the organism in Eukaryota, Fungi, Ascomycota, Sordariomycetes, Hypocreales, Ophiocordycipitaceae. Gene Ontology annotation, cellular component: mitochondrial inner membrane. Gene Ontology annotation, molecular function: S-adenosyl-L-methionine transmembrane transporter activity.